This is a messenger RNA of Aspergillus pseudotamarii, 1044 nucleotides long. RefSeq lists its product as uncharacterized. Lineage: Eukaryota; Fungi; Ascomycota; Eurotiomycetes; Eurotiales; Aspergillaceae. The record is from RefSeq and is a predicted model, not a curated record. The coding region runs from base 353 to 952 and encodes 199 amino acids. The transcript is spliced from 3 exons.
GCUAUUGAGCAUACCCAAGGGCGCAGGAGAUCUCGCAUGUCCUAAAGAGGAGCUCCCGAAAGGAUUGGAGCAGAAUAGGCCCGGCUCGGCUCUCUCGAAGGUUGCACUUGCAUCGUUUCCACUGCACUGGGGGGACUCCACCUUUCGAACCAAACCCAAUUCAUCUAUUGGUGGCCCACAGCCAUCCGAUCGACCAUAACGUCCUUAGGCCGCGAGGCAUCAAGGGUGCCAGAACAGGGAAUUUCAGCAAAGUCAGCAAACAGGCUCUCUCGCAAACUUACCGCAUGAGGAUUGGUCCCUCGUGUAAAAUUACCGUCACUCGUCGAACCGGGAGGUCCAUGCGGUACUCGGAAUGCACGCAACGGUACAUCCCAUCCAUGGCUUUCGGUAUCGUUCCAUACAGGCGGCUUGGAUGCCUCAAUUUCCACUUCAACUAAAACUCACGGCUUGGCCUCAUAUCGGAACGACCGGUCGUUACGAGAGUUUCAUAAUCAGUUCCAGUGACCCCUCCUGGACUCACCCUCACCCCGCCAACAGUUAUUAUGGCCGCCAACGUCCCUCCUCAGAGUCCUCGUGCCAAAUGGCACUGGGGUAUACGCUUCCAAGUUUGGUCCACAAAAUCUCUCACUUUCAGCCAGUGAUAUCACCCACCGGGGGAUGCAUUCGCGUGGGACGAUCGACUGUCUCCUCUUUCUGUCGCUGGUUGGCCUCAGGCGCCUUUCAAUUAGGUCCAAAUCAACUGAACUCUCUGGACGACGACCAACCCAAAAGACUCCCACGUCUCGCACUGACUGAGUUGAUUGGCAGAAGUCCCCUCAGUUCAACAUCAUCUCCCUGCCAUCUUCGUGUUUCGGAGAUUUGUUCUACUUCCGCCCAACAAAUAUACUCGUACUUUUGGUUCCCCGUCUACAGGAACGACUCUCUUUCCGUGUCGCCUAAAGUGGAGCUCUAGCGUCGCGGCGGUUAUCUCAGGAAUCACACCAGAGUGGUCCUCUAUAUCCAACCCUCCAAAGAAUUACGAGUCGCCCAUCCCAGCGUUGCGUG